AUGUUCCCCACCCUCCGCCUCUGUGAGGCAAUCAGCGCGCCCUUCAAGCGGGCUCAGCUCGGCCUCUUCGGAGGCAAGACACGACAGUCAGGCAACAACGUCCCGUUCUCGAAGAAAAAGACGCGGCGGACAUGGCUCCCGAACGUGCACAACCAGCGGCUGUUCUCCGAGACCCUCCAGGAUUACAUCCGGGUGAAGGUCACUGCGCGAGCGUUGAAGACUAUCAAGAAGCAUGGCGGCAUUGACAAAUAUGUCAUGAAGACAAAGCCGGAGCUCUUGGGAUGGGAGGGCAUGCGGAUACGAGUCAUGCUUCGGGAGAGGCAAAUUGCGCAAGGAGUUGUGGACAUUCCUGCGGCAGCCAACACUCCGGCAUCGCCAGCAGUAGAGACAGUGGCGUUGUAG
Phanerochaete carnosa HHB-10118-sp is the source of this 402-nucleotide messenger RNA. RefSeq lists its product as uncharacterized. NCBI's taxonomy places the organism in Eukaryota, Fungi, Basidiomycota, Agaricomycetes, Polyporales, Phanerochaetaceae. Bases 1 to 402 code for a protein of 133 amino acids. Gene Ontology annotation, molecular function: structural constituent of ribosome. The record is from RefSeq and is a predicted model, not a curated record. Gene Ontology annotation, biological process: translation. Gene Ontology annotation, cellular component: ribosome; mitochondrial large ribosomal subunit. The transcript is spliced from 2 exons.